Messenger RNA from Pseudo-nitzschia multistriata, 635 nucleotides. The record is from the annotation of a GenBank genome assembly. NCBI's taxonomy places the organism in Eukaryota, Bacillariophyta, Bacillariophyceae, Bacillariales, Bacillariaceae.
AACCAAAACAUCAACUUUUUUACAACAACUAAAGAACACUAAUCAAUCAUGUCUGGUAAGAAACGUUUGAUCCAACUUCAAUCAAAUUGUCGACGAUGAUUUCCUUGGACGUCUCUCGGAGUUUGUAUUGAUGUGGUGACUGGCUACAUUUUCCUCCUUCAAAUGAUUUACCUACCCGUACUUCUCUCACCAUCCAUGUCCGGUCCAUCCAUCCCACAGGAAAAGGAAAAGGAGGCCGUGGAGAAAAGAAGUCCACAACCGCAUCCGCCAAGGCCGGUUUGCAAUUCCCCGUCGGUCGUAUUGGACGUUACCUCCGUCAAGGAAAGUACGCCACCCGUAUGGGAGCCGGAGCCCCGGUUUACCUCGCUGCCGUCCUCGAGUACCUAUGUGCCGAGAUUCUAGAACUUGCCGGAAACGCCGCUCGUGACAACAAGAAGAGCCGUAUUGUCCCUCGUCACAUCACUCUUGCUGUAAAGAACGAUGAGGAACUCAACAAGCUCUUGGGAGGAGUUACUAUUGCCUCUGGAGGUGUUCUUCCCAACAUCCACGCCAUCCUUCUCCCCAAGAAGAGCGGCAAAUAAGCAAUGAACUGAUCAAAGAAGGAUCGAUGCUGUAAAUACAUGGGCAAAGCCCAA